Molecule: messenger RNA, 7041 nt
Organism: Scatophagus argus
Lineage: Eukaryota; Metazoa; Chordata; Actinopteri; Scatophagidae
Gene: agla
Product: amylo-alpha-1, 6-glucosidase, 4-alpha-glucanotransferase a
Exons: 35
Coding region: 171-4781 (1536 amino acids)
Biological process (GO): glycogen catabolic process; glycogen biosynthetic process
Molecular function (GO): 4-alpha-glucanotransferase activity; amylo-alpha-1,6-glucosidase activity
Source: RefSeq, a predicted model, not a curated record
CUGUUUUGGACUCCACCCUCCAGUUCAGCCACUGUCCAUCCAGGAAAAAUAGAGCUGUCUGCAUGAACGAAUCUGUCACACUGUAAGCUGUCCUCCUGUUGCUGUGACUGACCGAAAACACAAUUGGCAGGAGGCCGGGGAUCAACUAACCUUAAACAGACGUUCUUAAUAUGUUGCCUCAACACCUGAAGCAAAUCAGAGUCCUGAUGCUCAAUGACAAAGAGAAUUUGCAGAGGACCCUGUUCAGACUUGAACAAGGUUUUGAGCUCCAGUUCCGCCUGGGGCCCAGCCUUCAGGGGAAGAGGGUCCUCGUGCACACCAACUAUCCGCUUGAAGGACAGAAAUUUGAGCGAAACAAAUUCCGUGUUUUGGCGUGGAACAACCCAACUGGAAGGGAGGAUGACUCUGAUAAAUUCUGCUCUCUGGACCUCAAGAUAGCUGGGUCCUAUGAAUACUUCUUUGGAUGUGGAGACACAGAGCGUUCAGGAAAAGGAUACAUAGUUGUGGACCCGGUCCUUCGGGUUGGAGCAGAUGAUCACGUCCUUCCACUGGACUGCAUCACUAUCCAGACAUACCUGUCCAAAUGUCUGGGACACUUGGAUGACUGGGCAGAUAGACUGAGAGUAGCCAAGGAGUCAGGAUACAACAUGAUCCACUUCACGCCACUUCAGACCCUUGGAGAGUCCAGAUCCUGUUACUCUCUGGCAGACCAGCUAAGCGUUAACCCCGAUUUCAGUCCCAAAGGACAGAGCUAUGGCUGGGGAGAGGUGGGGGCGCUAGUGGAGAAAUUAAAGAAAGAAUGGAACAUGCUGUGUAUUACAGAUGUGGUGUAUAAUCAUACUGCUGCUAACAGCAUGUGGAUCAGAGAACAUCCGGAGUGUGGCUACAACCUGGUGAACUCGCCCCACCUGAGACCAGCCUGGGUCUUAGACAGAGCUAUCUGGCAUUUAACCACCAGAGUAGCAGAGGGACGCUACAAAGCUAAAGGACUUCCUGCUGACAUUACCAAUGAGAGCCACCUGAAUGCCAUCCGUAGUGUGCUGUGGGAGGAUGUGUAUCCUCAGAUCAAACUGUGGGAGUUCUACCAGGUCAAAGUGGACACUGCCGUAGAGCAGUUCAGAGGCCUGAUACAAAAUGGCACAAGGCCAGACCAUAAUAAGACAGGAGGGAAGAAGGGCCUGAAAAUCAUUCAAGACCCAAAUUAUCGUCGUUAUGGCAACACAGUAGACAUGGACUCAGCUCUGGAGACAUUUGUACCUCACAGCUUUUCCCCACAGCACAUUGAGGAGUGCUGUGGUUGGCUGAGACAGAAGCUGAAUCAGCUGAAUGACGAACAGCUGCACAUCGUGCACCAGCAUCAGGAACAGGCUGCCAACUGUGUUGUGGGAAAUGUAGUGUAUGAACGUCUGGCAGACCACGGCCCCAAACUUGGCCCUGUUACCAGGAAAAACCCUCUGGUUACCAGAUACUUCACCUUCCCGUAUCAGGACAUGACUCUGGAGCAGGAGAUGAAGCUGCUGGACCAGCCAGACAAGAUGUGUCACUUCCUGGCUCACAACGGUUGGGUGAUGGGUGACGAUCCACUGCGCAACUUUGCCGAGCCAGGCUCCAACGUGUAUGUGCGUCGGGAGCUGAUAUGCUGGGGUGACAGUGUCAAACUUCGCUAUGGCAAUGGGCCUGAAGACUGCCCGUACCUCUGGGCACACAUGCAGAAGUACACUGAAAUCACAGCCAAAUAUUUUCACGGGGUCAGACUGGACAACUGCCACUCUACACCACUACAUGUAGCUGAGGCCAUGUUAGAUGCAGCCAGGGCGGUCAGACCCAAUCUGUAUGUGAUAGCUGAACUGUUUACAGGCAGCGAGCUCAUUGACAAUGUGUUUGUUAACCGGCUGGGAAUUAGCAGCCUUAUACGAGAGGCCAUGUCAGCUGGUGACAGCCAUGAAGAAGGAAGAUUGGUUUAUCGUUAUGGAGGCGAGCCAGUUGGAGCUUUUGUUCAGCCCAGUCUCCGCCCACUCAUGCCCUCAAUUGCUCAUGCCAUGUUCCUUGAUGUAACCCAUGACAACGAGUGUCCCAUACAGCUGCGUUCAGCACUGGACUCCCUUCCCAGCUCUGCUGUGGUCUCUAUGGCCUGCUGUGCUACUGGUUCCACCAGAGGAUACGAUGAAUUAGUGCCACAUCAGAUCUCUGUGGUGAAGGAGGAGCGUUUUUACCCCAAGUGGAACCCCUCAGCUCCCCCCACCUCCACUGGUGAGGUCGGAUUCCACAGUGGCAUCAUAGCUGGAAAACUGGCACUCAACAAGCUCCACCAGGAACUGGCUGCCCAAGGAUUCAUGCAGGUGUAUGUGGACCAGGUCGAUGCAGAUAUUGUUGCAGUUACUCGUCACUGUCCCAGCACACACCAGUCAGUGGUGGCAGUGUGCAGGACAGCCUUCUGGGACCCCAAAACCCACCAGUACGACACCAACGUCCCACCCAUGUUCAUACCUGGGAAGAUAGAGGAAGUGGUACUGGAGGCAAGGACAGUGGAAAGGCAUGCUGGGAGUUAUAAGAAGGAUGACAACUACAUCAACGGCAUGCCAGAAUACACUGUGGAAAUAAAAGAGCAUAUUCCUUUACAGGAGAGUACGUUGGUGAAGCAAGCAGAAGUGAUGUCCAAAGGUCGAUCAGAAUUUGUGCAGGAAAUCAUCUUUCAGAAGCUGACACCUGGCAGCGUCAUUGCCUUCAGAGUUAGUUUGGACCCCAAGGCCCAGAAGCUGGUGGGGAUGCUGAGGUAUUAUCUGUCCCAGUUCAGCCCAAAAUACAGGAAAGGCAGCAUAACAGAGGAAAACCCACCAGAAGCACUGCAGAAACCCCUGGCACAGCUGAUGUCCAAGCUGACAUUAGCAGACCUGAAUGUCUUGCUGUUUCGCUGCAACUCAGAAGAACAAGAAGAUGGUGGAGGCUGUUACAGUAUCCCGGGAUGGGAGACCCUCAAAUAUGCUGGACUACAAGGUCUGAUGUCAGUGUUGGCUGAUAUCCGGCCCAACAAUGACCUGGGCCAUCCUUUGUGCGCUAACCUCAGACAGGGGGACUGGCUCAUAGACUAUGUGUCCAACAGGCUGAUACACCGAGAGGGACCACUGGCACAGGUGGGUCAGUGGUUGGGAGCCAUGUUCAACUACUUGAAACACAUCCCACGCUACCUCAUCCCCUGUUACUUUGAUGCCAUCCUGGUGUCAACCUACACCACAGCUCUGGAUGCAACUUACAAACUCAUGUCAAGUUUCAUCCAGAAUGGCUCCAGCUUUGUUCGUCACCUAGCGCUGGGUUCAGUUCAGAUGUGUGGUGUCGGUCGCUUCCCUGCCCUCCCUCCGCUCUCUGCGAGCAUCGAGGAUGUUCCCUACCGCAUCAGUCCAAUCACAGGCCAGAAGGAGCAGUGCUGCGUCUCACUGGCUGCAGGUCUUCCUCAUUUCUCCGCUGGGAUUUUCCGUUGCUGGGGCAGAGACACUUUCAUUGCUCUCAGAGGACUGAUGCUGCUCACAGGGAGACACUCCGAGGCUCGUAACAUCAUCCUGGCCUUUGCGGGGACACUGCGUCACGGUUUGAUCCCCAACCUGCUGGGCGAGGGUCGCUGUGCUAGAUACAAUUGUCGUGACGCUGUGUGGUGGUGGCUGCAGUGCAUCCAGGACUAUGCCACACAUGUUCCUCAAGGGCCUGAGAUCCUCCGCUGCUCUGUUACCCGCCUGUACCCUGCUGAUGACUGUGAACCCUGCAAACCUGGAGAGGUGGAGCAGCCUCUGUAUGAUGUGAUCCAGGAGGCUCUGCAGCGCCACCUGGAAGGAAUUUCCUUCAGAGAGAGAAACGCUGGACCCAAGAUAGACAUGAACAUGAGAGAUGAAGGGUUCAACGUGGCUGUUAAGGUGGAUCCCGCCACAGGUUUUGUGAGUGGAGGAAACCGCUUCAACUGUGGCACGUGGAUGGACAAAAUGGGAGAGAGUGAGAGAGCAAGGAACAAAGGCAUGCCUGCUACUCCGAGAGACGGAGCGGCGGUAGAGAUAGUUGGUCUCAGCAAGUCGACUGUUCGCUGGGUUGUGGAGCUCCAUGCCAAAGGACUCUUCCCUUAUGAUGGAGCCAAAGUACACAGAGAUGGUAAAGAAGUGUUUGUUUCGUACUCCCAGUGGAACCAGCAGCUCCAGCAUUCCUUUGAAGCAAAUUUCUGGGUGUCUGGGGCCCCAAAUGAUCCCAAUGAGAAACGCCCUGAUCUGGUGCAUAAAAAGGACAUCUACAAGGACAGCUUUGGAGCCUCCAGCCCCUGGUGUGACUACCAGCUGAGACCCAACUUCACCAUUGCCAUGGUGGUGGCUCCGGAGCUGUUCACAGUGGAGAGAGCCUGGAACGCUCUGGAGGUGGCUGAGAAGAAACUGCUGGGACCACUGGGAAUGAAAACUCUUGACCCUGAUGACAUGGUGUACUGCGGUGUGUAUGACAACGCUCUGGACAACGACAAUUACAACCUGGCAAAAGGCUUCAACUACCACCAGGGACCUGAGUGGCUGUGGCCAGUAGGCUACUUCCUGCGUGCUAAACUCUACUUUGCCAAAAAGCUGGGAGUUGAAACUUACGACAAAACAGUCACUCUGGUGAAAAAUGUUCUGUCCCGACAUUACACCCACCUGGAGAGGUCUCCAUGGAAGGGUCUGCCGGAGCUGACCAAUGAGAAUGGCCAGUACUGCCCGUUCAGCUGUGAGACACAGGCCUGGUCUCUGGCCGCUGUGCUGGAGGUCCUCUAUGACCUCUGAAUGGCCAUCACCCUGUCCCCUCUGCUGUGAGGCUGUCUUACUUCCUGAAGUAGCGUUGUUUGAGAGGAAGAAACACACAGAAAGCGACGAGGCCUCCCAACGCUCUUGCUGUAGUGAUACAGACUGUGUGUGCGGGAGCUACAUCUGAUUGGAUGCUUCAGGUUACAUUUCUUUACAAUAAAUAUUUGAGAGAGUCUCAGCUGUGACAAUGUCCCUCCUCUUUAAGGUCACAGCCUGUCUAUUUGAAUGUUGUCCCGUGCACGACCUGCCCGUCUCCAGCUGUCCCAUCAGCCUCCUCAUGAAAGACUUUCAUAGACAGUAAACGGGAGCUCACCUCUCUCUGUGUGUUUCUGCCCUCAGUCUGUGGUCCUCUGACAUCAUUUCCUGUGAUCAGAGGUCAGUCCACUGCUACAGUCAUAUCCUUUGAGAAUGACUGAAGAGCUUCACAGCUCACAGCAACGACUUGGGAAAAAAAUUUUAAGUUAGUUGCUUUUGAUAACCUUAAACACCCUUAACUGAUAAAUGUUAGUUCAUGUAGAAAGCUCAGAGUUCCCAUAAGACAUAAAUGCAACAUAGUUCCUGGUUGAGCCCUUAAUUAAACGUAGUCCUGAGCUGAUGUGUUGUCAGUGUUCUUCAGUGUUCAUUCUCAGACAUACAGAAUGUCUGUCUGGCCACACAAGUAUUAAUAUCAACAACUCUUGAACAUUUCCUUCUCUGUAUUCUGUCACAGUCAACGCAACUGAUGCAAAAUCUGUAUUAAUAUAUAGGAGUGCGACUUCAAGAAGUAAAAAUUGUAAAAUUAAUUACCAUAAUUAAUUAAUUAAAAUCACCCAAAAAUCUUUUGGUCCAUCAAGUAUAUGAACAAUUCAAAAAAAAAAAAUGUUCUCUUAUAUUGGGACUGAAAUGAAUCUUUGGUGUUGAUAUGUAUGUAGUAUCAUACCCUUAUACACUGAAGCACUUUGACCCCACAGCCAGCAGUUGAACAAAAAACAAAAAACAGGGCAUAAUUUUUUUUCCUACCCAAGUAAGUGCUUUUAUUUUCACAAGUGAAUUUUAUACUGAAAUUAGAAAACUUGCCACUGUGUGCAUUGACGCCUAGAAUCCUACCUCCCAGCCUGCUCUCAUGUAACCCAUCCAAACAAGUGACCUGAACACCUUAUGUCACCCUAAGGUGGCUCAUUACAUGCUGUUGCACUAGUGAUGUCUGUUCCAUAAAGCAUACAGUACUACACCUUCUACCUGAUGCCUUUAUACUCACACAUGGUCUUCCAGCUGUUUCGCCACAUCUUCCCCGCAACACUUAUGAUGUAGCUCAGUGUUUCUAUACUUCAAGUGUGUAUUAUUGAUGUGUGCAUGAAUGCUGUUUUGGUGUUUCCAGAGGUUUCUGAAGCGAUUUCCUCUAGCGUGUAACCGUGCUGUAGAUGCGUGCUCAUAGCCUUGCGCUGUCUUUUAGCUGUAGAUGUUACACAUGGAAAGCGUUCUGUGUUUCACAAUCCUCCUGACUCGAUCACAGCUCAUCAUCUAGUCUCUUUGGAUCCUUGUUCGCUAAGCAGAAAGAUUACAUGGACUCAGAACAUCAGGAUUCAGUGUGGCAGCUGCCAGCGUUUGGAACAAUGCCAAUGGGUAUCUGUACAGAGCACAGUACAGCUGCAACAAUUAGUCCCCUAAUCCAGCCAAGAAAAUUAAUUACCAGCUAUUUUGAUGAUCAAUUAAUCUUUUCGGGUUUUUUUUAAAUCAUGUAUUUUUUUUUUUUUAGUCAAUAAAGAUUCUUUGGGUUUUGGACUGUUGGUUGAACAAAAAAAAGCAGUUUGAAGACUCCAGACUCUCGGAAGCAGCGCUGAACACUGAACUGAGAAAAUAAUUGACAGAUUAAUCCCUAUGAUAGUAAAUGUGACUUGCAGCUCUGCACAGCAGCGUCUUACAUCCAUUUGUAGGAGGUGGACACACUUUGUCAAGACUGGAGAACAUGGUUGGGAACCAAGGGAUUUUAGAACUUUCAGAAAUAAAACUACUCACAAUAAAGUAGCACUUUUAAUAUUUUCCUUUGGCACCAAUACUCGGCCGUGCGCUUCAAAGAGUGUGAACCUGUGAUCUGGCACUGUUAGAGAACUGUUUUAACAAAGGGAUAUCACACAGCCCAGUCAUGCAGAAUCAUACUAAGCUCUGUGAACUCAAACCGUGUUGUUUCAUCAGUGUGUCUGUGUAAUGUUACUGCAUUGUGUUACGGUUGUCAUAGACAGAGAAUAAACUGUUACAUGAC